AUGAAAUUUCUGUUGGGAGUUAUCGCCCUUGCCUCCGCUUCAGUAAAAGAGGAACUCACAGGGGAUGAAUUCAACGAUCUCAAGGACAAGAGUCCUCUUUUCGUGAAAUUUUACGCCCCAUGGUGUGGCCACUGCAAGAAUCUGGCGCCAACGUGGACUGAACUCGCCGAAGAGAUCAACCCCGACGCUGAGUGGGAGGCACAGAUCGUUUCUGUCGACUGCACACAGUACAAACAAGUUUGUGCUGACAACGGCGUCCAAGGAUACCCUACUCUCAAGCUCUUUUUCCCAGGCGAAGCUGAAGGAACCAAGUAUCAAGGAGCCCGAUCCAAGCAAGCGCUUUCCGACUGGCUCGAUGGUGAGCUCGCCAAACAAUUCGAUGAUGCCGUAGAUGUGGCAAAGGAUGCAGCAGCUACUGCUGCUCCAAAGAAGGGCGAAGUCGCCGCACUCACCGCCGCCACUUUCAAGAGCACUGUCGCCCCAGCUGAACAAGUCACUUUUGUCAAGUUCUUUGCUCCUUGGUGUGGCCACUGCAAAAAAAUGGCACAGACCUGGGUUGAUCUCGCUAAAGAUCAAGCCGCCGUCGAUAAUGUCGUUAUUGCUGAAGUCGAUUGCACUGUUGAGCAAAGUGUCUGCCAAGAAAACGGAGUCAAAGGCUACCCAACAUUGAAAGCCUUCAAGGGAGGCAAAGAAAUCGAGAAGUACGCAGGUGGCCGAGAUAUGGCCUCCUUCAAAGCCGCCCUAACUAAGUAUACCGGUGCUAAGGCUGCUCCUAAGGCCGAAGAACCAAAGGCCACCGCUUCUGGCUCUGGCUCUACUGAUCUUACAGCAGACAACUUCGCUUCCAGCAUCGGAAAUGGCAACUGGUUUGUCAAAUUUUACGCUCCUUGGUGCGGACACUGCAAGGCCAUGGCCCAGACCUGGGAGGAUCUUGCAAAUGCCCAGACAAACUCAAACCCCAAGGUGAACAUCGCCUCCGUCGAUUGUACCCAGCAUAACGAUAUUUGCAAAGAAAAUGGCGUCAAGGGUUUCCCAACUCUACUCUUUUUCCAGAAUGGCAAGAACCUCGGCAAGCACCAAGGUGGCCGAGACCAGAAAUCCCUCGAGUCCUCGAUCAAGUCCUUUAUCAACCCCAACGCUGCCAAGGAAGAAGAGAAGAAGGCAAGCGCCGGAUCUGGUGAAUUCGAUGCUGCUAUGGCUGGCAAGCAUACUUUCGUCAAGUUCUUUGCCCCAUGGUGCGGUCACUGCAAAGCUAUGGCCCCAGCUUGGAAAGAACUCCAGGGCGCCUUCGAAGGUUCAGCCACUACUCAGAUUCUCGACGUCGACUGCACAUCUGAUGAAGGCAAGCCCUUGUGCCAGGCUGCUGGAGUCCGCGGAUACCCAACUCUUCAAUACUUUGGCCCAAAGAUCGUCCUAGGCUCCGGCGAAAAAUACGCCGGCGGACGAGACCUCGCUUCCCUGAAAAAGUUCAUCGAAGGCAAGGCCACCGAGCACGACGAGUUGUAA
Messenger RNA from Oikopleura dioica, 1506 nucleotides. Lineage: Eukaryota; Metazoa; Chordata; Appendicularia; Copelata; Oikopleuridae. The record is from the annotation of a GenBank genome assembly.